Thrips palmi is the source of this 3577-nucleotide messenger RNA. It is a transcript of the gene ncm, whose product is annotated as pre-mRNA-splicing factor CWC22 homolog. The transcript has 9 exons. The coding region runs from base 152 to 3307 and encodes 1051 amino acids. The record is from RefSeq and is a predicted model, not a curated record. Gene Ontology annotation, cellular component: catalytic step 2 spliceosome. Gene Ontology annotation, biological process: mRNA splicing, via spliceosome. NCBI's taxonomy places the organism in Eukaryota, Metazoa, Arthropoda, Insecta, Thysanoptera, Thripidae. Gene Ontology annotation, molecular function: protein binding; RNA binding.
GUGAGGUUAUGUUUGUUAUGUUGUGUUUGCAAGGUUAGUUCCAACGCGCCAACGGCGUCUGCGGAAAUUUUACAAGAAAUAAGAUACCUGCAUUUGCAUAAUUGUCUCCAGAUAUUACUCUUAUUCCAUUAUACCCGUGGAAAUAACUAAAAUGAGCAGCCCUGACUUUGAGGGACGUGGGAAAAAUGCCUCUCAAUCUGAGGAAAGUGACAAUUAUGACAGCAAUCCGUCUCCUCCAAAGAAGUCCAAGAAAAAGCGCAACUACGAUUCAGAGGGUCCUAUCCCAGCUAGUAAAGUGCGCAAGGUAGAUGCCAGUGAAGAAGAAGAGGGAGAGCAUAAAGAUGAUGGUAGUGUGCAUAGUGGCAAAGAUCAAGUGUCCAAAGAACGACUUCAUGAUGAAAAAUCCAAAAGCAGCCGAAGAGUCAAGGACAAAGAUCAAGAAGAGGAGCGAGGUAAAGAGCGGGACAAAGGCAGGGACAGAGACAGGGAUUAUGACAGAUACAAAGAUAGACGGCGGAAAAAUUAUGAAGAGUAUGAAAGAGAUCCACCGGCAAACUUUGAAAGGUACUGGGGUGCUGGACCUAAAAGAAGUUCAUACAAUGACCGAGAUCGAAGACGUAGGGACGACUCUGACCGUGACUAUGAUCGCUACCAAGAUCGGAGAUCUGGCAAGGAUAAAGGAAGGGAAGUCUCGGGGAAGGUCGGGCCACGAUACUAUGGAGGGAAGGAUGAUGAGUCUAAACAUGUUGAAGAGAAUGAAGAUGGAAAGGGUCCCUCUAGCUCUUCCAAAGAUGCAAAUAAAAGUGAAGAAGUCCUCUCAAAACCAGCUGAGAAGAAAAUUGUUGACAUGCUCACUUCAAGGACAGGAGGUGCUUACAUUCCUCCAGCAAAACUUAGGAUGAUGCAAGCUCAAAUUACUGACAAGUCAAGUGCAGCUUAUCAACGAAUAGCGUGGGAAGCCUUGAAAAAGUCAAUUCAUGGUCACAUUAACAAAGUUAACACAGGAAAUUUGGCAACUGUCAUUCGAGAAUUACUGCAGUUAAAUCUUGUUCGAGGAUGUGGUCUCCUAUGCAGAAGUAUCAUUCAGGCCCAGGCCGCUUCUCCAACUUUUACUAGAGUGUUUGCUGCCUUGAUUUCUGUCAUCAAUUCAAGAUUUCCUCAAAUUGGAGAAUUACUUGUGAAAAGGGUGGUGAUCAACUUUAAACGUGGCUUCCGCCGUCAAGACAAAGCUUCAUGUAUUUCAUCUGCCAUCUUUAUUGCUCACCUUGUAAAUCAGUGUGUGGCCCAUGAACUGCUUGCCUUAGAAAUUUUGGUUCUAUUGGUUGAGACACCGACAAGUGACAGUGUAGAGGUGGCUAUCGCGUUCUUGAAGGAGGUUGUUGAUAAAUUGUUAGAAGUUGCUAAGAAGGGCACCAUGGCAAUUCAGGAUAUGUUACGUAACAUAUUACAUGAAGGAACCCUUGACAAAAGAGUGCAAUACAUUAUUGAAACUAUGUUUCAAAUAAUUAAAGUUGGUGGAGCAAAGAAACUUGAUGAUGAACAGAAACAAAAAGAAGAUGAAGAACUUCUUACUUUAGUUGAAGAAGAAGAUCAGAUAACUCAUAUUAUUAACUUGGAUGAUGCUGUAGAUCCUCAGAGCAUUUUAGAUGUAUUUAAGGAAGACCCCCAGUAUGAGGAGAAUGAAGCUGCAUAUGCCAAACUUCAAAAAGAAAUUUUGGGUAGCGACAGUGAGUCUGGUGAAGAAGGUUCUGAUGAAGAAGAGGAUUCUGAUGAAGAAGAUAGUGAUGGUGAAAAGAAAGCUGAUAAAAUUAUAGACAACACUGAAACAAAUCUUGUGGCUCUGCGAAGAACUAUUUACCUGACAAUUCAAUCCAGUUUGGAUUUUGAGGAAUGCGCCCACAAACUAAUGAGAAUGCAGUUGAAACCUGGUCAAGAAAUGGAAAUGUGCCACAUGAUACUGGAUUGUUGUGCAGAAAUGCGAACUUACCAAAAGUUCUUUGGCCUCUUAGCCCAGCGCUUCUGUAUGAUAAAUAAAUUGUAUAUCUCUCCAUUCCAACAAAUAUUCUGUGACAGUUUUGCCACAGUGCACCGUUUGGAAAUUAACAAACUAAGGAAUGUAGCCAAAUUCUUUGCCCAUCUCCUCCACACUGAUGCUAUAUCCUGGGAAGUUCUUUCUUCAUGCCGUCUUACAGAAGAGGAUUCUACAUCUUCCUCAAGAAUUUUCAUCAAAAUCCUUUUCCAGGAACUCUCAGAGUACCUGGGAUUACCCAAGCUGAACAAUAGAGUCAAAGAUGCCACUCUGCAAAGUGCAUUUGAAGGAUUGUUUCCAAGAGACGAUCCUAAAAAUACUAGAUUUGCUAUUAAUUUCUUCACCUCUAUUGGUUUGGGAGGCCUUACAGACGAGCUGCGAGAGCAUCUGAAGACUCAACCCAGGACACAGACCGUACCUCUCCCUAUUCAGAAUGCUGUUGAUGAAACAACAAGCUCUUCUAGUUCAAGUGAUUCCAGUUCCAGCUCAAGCAGCUCUGAUAGUUCAGAUUCGUCUGAUAGUGAAGAUGAAAAGAGGAAAGCGAAGAAAAAACUGAAGCAGAAAAAGGGAAAGGCUGACAAGUCAGGGAAGGAAGGUAAGAAGAAAGGCAAGAAGUCAGAGACAAAGUCAGCUGAGGAAAUGGAAGAAAGUUUUGAGAAACGGAAUAAGAGGGACUUCGACAAAGGCUCUAAGAACCAGGAUGAUUAUGCUAGAAAAAAUUAUUCAGAAAAGCAGCAUAGAAUGGAAAAUGAAGAUUGGAGACAAGCAAGAAAAGAUGUGGAGAGAGGUGGUAGGAGAGACCAGCAUGAUAGGCCUGACAGGAGAGACCAGGGCGACAGGCCAGACAGGAGAAACCCAAAUGAUAGGCCUGACAGAAGAGACACAAAUGAGAGGCCUGACAGGAGAGAUCAGGAUGGGCCUGAGAGGAGGGAUGUGGAUCGAGGGGAAAGGGGAAAUUUUGGAAGGGGAGAGAAAAAGAGCUUUGGUAGAGAGGAGAAGCGGAACGUUGAAAGAGGAGAAAAGGGAGAUCGCAGAGAAAUGCAACGAGAGCCUCGAAGAAAUGAAGAGUUUGAAUCCCGGCGAGGUUCACAAAAGGAAUCACAUAUGAAUGAAUUUGACAAGCGGCAGAGUGACAGAGAGCAUGAAAAGGAUCACCGUGAGAGAGAAAAAGAAAAAUCUCGUCAUACUGACAAAGAAAAAUAUCAGCAAUAUGAGAAAAACGGGGAUAAGGACAGACACCGGGAAAGGGAACGAGAGAAGGAGAGGCAUUAUAGAUAGUUCAUUUUAGAUCAACUGAUGCUACAUCUUUGUAAAUAGUAUGUACAUUUCUAUUUGACUUUUUCACUUAGUUUUUGUGUAGGUGUUCAUUUUGAUGUAGGGUUCAAAUCUUUCUCAUGCGUCUUAUUUUCUAAAUCGUGGUUUAUUAAAAAAAUAUAAUUUUAAAAACAUGAAAUGCUGGCUGGAACAGAGGCUUUUUGUUAACAGUAAACUUCUGUUUUAAUUUAUGUGACAGUCUGAAGUAAAUAAAUUGAAUCAAUUUGUAAACUU